Aphanomyces invadans is the source of this 2298-nucleotide messenger RNA. RefSeq lists its product as hypothetical. NCBI's taxonomy places the organism in Eukaryota, Oomycota, Saprolegniomycetes, Saprolegniales, Verrucalvaceae. Bases 401 to 2146 code for a protein of 581 amino acids. The record is from RefSeq and is a predicted model, not a curated record. Gene Ontology annotation, biological process: transmembrane transport. The transcript has a single exon.
CACAAACGCCACACGCCUCCCUACGCGAACGACUACCAUCCUGACAACGCCUGCACCAACACCAGAGCCUACUCCAACGCCUGAACUCGCUCUCUUUAUACCUGUCUCCACCAACACAACAACGACUAAAGCAAUCCCCCCUGCCCACACUCCCAAUAUCACCGACCCAACGACACACGCCCCACUUUCUCUCACGUCGUCCAAUUCGACAGUCCCUCGAUUCCCAGAUCCGACAACGACUGCACCUCGAACGGAUGCACCGACGACAGCAGCACCGACCAUUUUGGUAGUUCCUCAUCCUACGAGCGCACCCAACGUGUCUGCGGCCCCAAAUAUCACCACGAAAGAGGCUGCUGUCGUGAUUGUCGAACCGACCACGGCAAGUCCAACAGCGACGCCAAUGGCGACCAGCACGGCACCGUCAUUGCAACCCGUUUCGACCUUUCCCGGCGUAACAGACAUGCCCGUGAUCACGAACAAGGUAGAGGAAAAUGCCACGGGAACAAACGAGCGCCCUGCGACAACGGUGUCGUCCGAAGGUUCCGUGGGCUCGACGCCUUCCCCAUCGAACGCAAAUGUGCCUGGUGAACUAAGUGGUGGCCCCGAUGCGAUGGACGGCCCCGCCCCAACUCGCCCGAUCUCGGCAUCACGCACAAAUUCCUCGGGUAAAGAAUCCGGCGUGGGCGACAUUGAUCCGUCGCAAGCGUCUGCCCCAAGCACCGACACCCACGGACAUCGUACGAGUCGUUUCGUGUUCAACGCCGUUGUCGCGGUCACGCUGGCCUUCCUCGCGUUUUUCCACUAUGUCGCGAUGGACACAACGUGCGUGGUCCCAGACACACCAUGGGGAGCCCUCGCCGCACCCAACUCAUGGGAGCUCCCGUCGUUCGUGUCGUUCAUGCAAACGGUCGCCAUCUUGUCAUGUGCCAACGUGGACGCCCCCCACGCGGCAUUGGUCUCGUUCACUGACUCGUUCUCGUGGGUCAACUUUGUCGUGCGCGGGUCGGCGUCCCCCUUGGCCAAGACUCAUGCAGCAGCGAACGUGCUCUCCGACAUGGCCAGAGCACACCAACGCACGCUGGCAAGCGCCAACGACGAUGCUGCCAUAGCGUCAAGUGGCGCGUUUGGGAUACUCCAGUUUGCCCUUCGCAUGAACGUGUUCGAGUUGGACCUGUUUGUCCGAGCUUGGACGUUCUGCUUCAUCGUGCUCUCGUGUCUGUUGGCGCUCGUGGUCAUCACUGCCUUGGUGGCGGGCGCUUCGAAGCGCCGCGGCGUCCUGUUCACUCUGUCCACCAUGGGCAGGUACGCUGCACACAUGGAGGAAGCGAGCCAUCGGCUACAAGGAUUUACCGUUUGGUUUGCCACGAUCGCAGUUCUCCCGCUCGCAACGGUGUCCAUGUACGAGCUCAUGCGCAACGUCACGUCGACUGCCGGGGUCGGUUCGAUUUCUGGCGUGUUCUCGCUCGCCGCGCUAAUCUUUCUCGGCGACAGCAUCCUAGUCGCGGCCUGGAUAGUUUCCCGGUGCACGAAUGUCGACUUGAGCAAGUACCGCGCCAAGGUCACGUUUGGCGUGUUGUACACGAACCUCAAAUUUGAGUUUCGCGCGUUCUUCGCCGUGUCGCUUGCGGUGCAGUACGCCACCGGCCUUCUUGCGGCCAGUGUCGUCGCGCCGUCGACGCAGCUCUUCUUGCUCAUGGGGCUGCACCUUGCGUACGCCAUUCUGAUUGCCAUGGUAUCCCCGUUCAUUUCGACGUUGCAACUCGUGUUCACAGUCGUGUUUGAACUUGUGGUCGUGGCUGUGUUUGGCAUGGCGUACGGAAUGGCCCACACAACCAACGCCAGUUCGAAGCGUACGUUGGCGUACGCCGUGAUCGUCCUUGUGUGCAUUGUGGUCGUUGGGAUGUUUGUUCGCUGCCUGUAUAAGCUGUGGAUGUUUGUGGUGGGCACGGACAUGAGCGCAAUCAACUCGAUCUACAGUCAAGGGGCGGUAUCACAAGUGGAAUCGAUGGACCACACUACCCACUGUGGUCGAAACUCCAACGAUACGCUUUCGCUCGACAUCGACAUGGACAACUUUGCAACCUUCCACACCCCGACGAACACUGUCAACUUCGUCGAGACAAACGCCAAGGUAUACGCGAUAUAAAGGGAUGUCAAGGUGGCACUGCUCGGGAUGGUUUCUGUACUGCGUUUCCGUGAUGGUUGACAGGUAUUCCGCAGCAAUCGAUCCCUGAUUGCCGCCAACGAUCGACCUACCUCGCAAAUGUAGUUGACAAAAUAUAUCAAGACUGUUCGUGA